Plutella xylostella (diamondback moth) is the source of this 2135-nucleotide messenger RNA. NCBI's taxonomy places the organism in Eukaryota, Metazoa, Arthropoda, Insecta, Lepidoptera, Plutellidae. The record is from RefSeq and is a predicted model, not a curated record.
GUUGCUUACUGUUGUGUACUUUUGUUUUUAAAAAUAAAACGACAAAGUUCUAAGUCAUAAGAAGUUUAUUAAAAGUUUUAUCUGGUAACAACUAAGUGCAUUAAAUGUUAUCUCAAUUAUUAGUGCCGUAUUAACAUCAAUAUUAGUGUUACUAAAAGUGCCUAAAGGAUAUAUUGUGGAUACUAAUUGUGGGUACCACCUAGUUCCUAAAAGUGUGUUUACCCCAUAAUCGCAAAAUUUAUCAUUUAAUAAAUCAAUAACAGCGCCAUCUAGGGAUCCCAAUAUCACAACGGACGCUAGUGACAUCUAUUACAAUCAUAGUGUACUUGCUAUCUCGGUGGUAAACUAAUUACUCUCACGAUCAUGACCAAGUGCGGUGGCUGUAAGAAAUAUAUAGCUCGGGCGGAUAUCGCCAAGUGUGCGAAAUGCACUAAAUGCGGUACCGUGUACCAUCCAUUCUGCCUUAAGGGAGGCGAGGAAGGUACCCCUAACUGGGUCUGCCCGGGAUGUGCAUCCGGGAACCAGCCGCCGGCGCCCAUCGUCGAUGCUCCCGUUGCUGAGGGGAUGGACUCCCUUGAGCUACCUGAACCGGUUGUGUCCGAUGGCCGCCACAACUCCACUGCGAAUGACACAACCGAAGAAUUCAAAGUGGAGCUCGGGCUGGAGAUCCGCCUGUUCCGCGAGGAGCUGAGCGCCGUGCGGGAGGAGAUCCGCCUGUUCCGGGCGGAGGUCAAGGACCUGAAAAGCUCAUUCUCCGCAACAGAGGAACGGCUCAGCACCCUGGACUCGAGGGUGGACGUCCUGGAGAAGCGGGUAAUGGAAGGUACGGGUUCCCGUUUAGAGUCCGUCAUCGCUGAGCUACGGUUAGAGCUCAACGAAAAGGACCAGGAGCUGCUGGGCAAUGACGUGGAGGUCAGCAACCUCCCGGAGGAGAACGGGGAGAAUGCCACCCAUAUGAUCAUGGCGGUGGCGACCAAGCUGGGCGUCACGCUCCGGGAGAGCGACAUCGUCAGCGCGGAGCGUGUGGGAGCAAGGCGCCGGGUGCCGGGCGAGGGGGGGGACGCGGGCGCGGGGGCGGCGGGCCGGCCGCGGCCGCUGGUGGUGCGCUUCACGCGGCGCGCCGUCAAGGACGAGCUCACGGCCGCGGCCCGCGUGCGCCGCGGGGCCACCUCGGCCGACCUCAGCCAGUCCUCAGCGCCGCGCCCCUUCUACGUCAACGAGAGGUUGACCAAGUACAACCGCCAAUUGUACUACCAAACGCGGGAGGUCGGGCGACGUCUGUCCUGGAGGUUUCUCUGGACCAAGAAGGGACGCAUAUACGCCCGCCAGGGACAGGACACACCUCGACACUGGAUACGGUCAGCUGAUGACAUUAGUCGUGUAUUUGGAGUCGCGUCUUAAACCGCUCGUUGAUCAUGAUAGCUGCCCCACACAUUACUAUAAAAAUUUGACCCUAACCACCUCAGUAUUAUACUUUUUAAUGAUACUUUUUUGCCUGUUUGUGUCUUUGUUAUGUGUUAUUUGUAUUACGUGCCUACUUUGUUUUGUACAGUAUGUGAAUCAUGUAUCUUGUUGUUGUACCACUUGUACCCCAGUCACUGCUCUGAUUGUGUUGCUGCCCAGAGGUCAAACUGUUCCCCAGUUCCCUAAUAUCUUUGUACAAUAUUAUCCUGUUUGUUUGAUGUUUAAAAUUUCGCUAUAUAAAACGCUAAUUACCAUGCCCACGCUCGAACGCAAAGUUACAACAUAUUAUUAUUAUAACAGUCACCGCGCACACAUCUUACAUAUUUCAAACUUAUCCUAUAUAUACAUUAUAUUAUAUAUUAUACAAACUAUCUACACUUCUAUAUGUACAGAAUGACCGGUAAAAGCAAGUCAUUAUUAGUUGGACUUUUUAACGCGGGAUCAUUGGGCACAGGGCAUGAUGAACUCAUAGCCACUGUACUGCGCUAUGAUGUCGACAUUAUGGCCAUCAACGAAACCUGGCUCAGGGAGGGGGAGAUAGACCGCGCGCCCGUCAUACCCGGCUACAAACUGCGCCACACGCCGAGACCCCCAGGUAAGCGCAUGCGAGGCGGAGGCGUAGGUAUGUAUGUGAAAACGGGUCUUAAGGUAAGAUUUCGCACACAUCCCGC